This is a messenger RNA of Jaculus jaculus (lesser Egyptian jerboa), 2771 nucleotides long. It is a transcript of the gene Dnaaf2, whose product is annotated as dynein axonemal assembly factor 2. Gene Ontology annotation, cellular component: cytoplasm. The transcript has 4 exons. Gene Ontology annotation, biological process: axonemal dynein complex assembly. The coding region runs from base 268 to 2718 and encodes 816 amino acids. NCBI's taxonomy places the organism in Eukaryota, Metazoa, Chordata, Mammalia, Rodentia, Dipodidae. The record is from RefSeq and is a predicted model, not a curated record.
CUGAACAAAUUCUAUGAGGCUCUUGGAGUGGCCUUCAAUUUACAGCGACCCUCCUAACUCAGCCUCCCAACGCCUGGCCUUGCUACUGAACUUUUGCACGGAAUCCGCCGCUCCCCCUUCCUGGAGUCCGAGGGGUUGCUAUGACAACAAAGCACGCGCUGCCCAGAGCUCAAUCCUGCAGCCGUUUGUCUUCCUCCCGGUAACUCCGCGCACCCCUGGCACCUGGGCGCAUCGCUAGCGAGGCCCGGAGAGGAGCUGCGGGACAGCAUGGCCAAAGCAGCAGCUUCCUCGGCGCUGGAGGACUUGGACCUGAGCGGAGAGGAGGUCGAGCGGCUCACCUCGGCCUUUCAGGACCCGGAGUUCCGCAGAAUGUUCUCGGAGUACGCCGAGGAGCUCACGGACCCGGAAAACCGGCGACGCUACGAGGAGGAAAUCACGGCUCUGGAGCGGGAGCGCGGCGUGGAGGUGCGGUUCGUGCACCCGGAGCCCGGCCACGUGCUGCGCACCAGCCUGGACGGGGUGGGACGCUGCUACGUGAACGUGUGCAGCAACCCGCUGGUCGGCGCGCCCAGCAGCCGGCCGGGGUCGGAGCGCGGCGCCGCGGCGGCCGGCAGUCACUGGUCCCUGCCCUACAGCCUGGCUCCGGGCCGCCCGUACGCCGGCCGCCGCGGCGGGCGCUACACCGUCUACGACGUGGUCUUCCACCCGGACGCCUUGGCGCUGGCCCGGCGCCACCCGCGCUUCCGCCACAUGCUGGACACCACGGCCCUGGAGGCGGUCGAGCAGCAAUUCGGCGUCAGGCUGGACCGCAGAAACGCCAAGACCCUGAAGAUGAAAUACAAGGGCACCCCGGAGGCCGCGGUGCUGCGCACGCCCCUCUCGGAAGACGCCCAGGCGCGGCCCGAGGAGGAGCCAGAGAGUCCACUCCCGGAUCUCCCCUAUCCCUACCGCUUCCCCGCCCGGGCCCCGCCCCCGCCGCCGCCCCCGCCCCCGGAGCCCGCCCCUCCCGCCGCCCCGCAGCGGCCUGCCCCCACCGAGCCCCGCUACCGCGUGGUGCAGCGCCACCACGUGGACCUCCAAGACUACCGCUGCUCCCGCGACUCGGCCCCGAGCCCCGUGCCGCGCGAGCUGGUGGUCACCAUCGAGCUGCCGCUGCUGCGCUCCGCACAAGAGGCGGCGCUGGAGGUGACCGGGAAGCUGCUGUGCCUCGACUCCACGAAGCCCGACUACCGGCUGCGGCUCCCGCUCCCGUACCCGGUGGACGACAGCCGCGGCAAGGCGCAGUUCAACAAGGCCCGGCGGCAGCUGCAGGUCACGCUGCCCGUGGCGCUGCCCGCCGCGUGCCCCGCGGCGCCGGAAGAAUCCGAGGCCCCGUCCGGAACUGACGGCGCGGUCGGCGAUUCCGGAUGCGAGGGACCCGCGGAGGGUCGUGCGGGAGACCCCGGCCGGGACCCGUGCCCAGCCGUCUCGGUGCCUGCCAGCGUCACCACCCCUGACGCCACGCUGGGGACGCCUCCGCCAGCCGGCGGCGAGGGUGACCCCGGCCCCGAACCCGAGGAGCGGGAGCGCAGCGGGGACUCGCUGUCGCCUCCUCCCGGAGCCCGGAGCGCACCCGAGGACGGAAGUGCUGUCCGCCCGCUCGCGGCGUCCCUGCCUCCGGACGGAGACUCCCCUGCGGAAGGACGGGGCGCGCUCGCCUUGCGGCGGGACACGAGCAGCCAGCCCGCGGGCCUCACCAUGGGUGACCCGGGCACCGAGGACCGACAGCCCUCCUGUCCUCCUCUGCAGUGUAAUCAGGACGAAGAAUCCUUGACUCUCCUAGUUCAGGUGCCUCGGAUCCAGCCACAGAGUCUACAAGGGGUCCUGAACCCCCUCCGCUACAAACUGUGCUUCUCCGCGCAAGACACGGCGUAUUCCUUCUCCUUGCAGUUUGCUGCGCACAAUAAACUGAGUACCCAAGAACCCGAAAUCAGCAUUUCUUUAGACAAUGCUGUGAUAGUACUGGUCAAAUCUCCCGAGUGCCGAGGGCAUUGGAGAGAGUGGUACUGUGGCUUGGACGACGAUGCUUUGGAGGAAAGGCUGUUUGUCAGUGAAGAAAAUGUUAAUGAGUUUCUUGAAGAGGUCCUGAGCUCUCCAUUGCAACAGGCAAUGCCCCUAACCCCACCAUUAAUUGAAGUUCUUCAGGUUACUGAUGAGAAGGUUCAAAUUCAUGCAAAGCAGCAAGAAUGCAGUAAUCCUGGUCUGCUUCAAGGAAAGGAAAGAAGAGUCAAUGAAGGAAGUCAUUUAACUGAAGAGAAUAUUGAACCUACUACCACCUCUGCAACAGAUUCUGAUGCACCUGAAUCAGUUACAGCACUGAAAAUGGAUGCUUGUGAUGUAGUUGCAGGUUUACAAGUACAGUCUCCUGAUGGUCCUCAAGUGCUCUUUGGAAAAUCUCAGCAACCUGAGACUAAAAUGGAACCUGAAUGUAUAAAGGAAAUGAGUGAUAGUUACUCAGCUGAGAAAAAAGAUAAUUUAAAGGAAACAAUAACCAAAGAAAAAGAAUUAGAUGGAGAUCACCUGUCUUCAUUACCAAACAAAACCAGAGUUCAUAAUACACCUGAUUUCGACAGCAUAAAAGAAACUAAUAUGCAGGAUGGUAGUGUGCAGAUUAUUAAAGAUCACACAACUCAUUGUGCAUUCAGUUUUGAAAAUUCUUUAUUAUAUGAUUUGGAUUAAUUUUAUAUAAGUUUAUAAUUUUUAAUAUUGAAUAAAACAUUUUUGGUCUUAAA